CGGGGCCUGCCGCCACUGCCUGAACCGAAGCACCGGGCACCAGGCCUGCAAGAUGCGGAAGUGCGAGGCGCUGGCGAGGACGCGGCCGGGGCGCGCCGGAGAGACCCGUUUGGAGUGCAGCUUGGUUGAUGGACCCAGAACAGGCCAGAUGGAAGACGGGCCAUUUCACCAUGCGGAAGAAAGACGGCUGAGCGAGGGGCACGUGCCCGGCCUGGCCAAUGGGGAAGGGGGGCGUCCUGCCGGCGGGGGCACCGCGCUGAUGGAGGCCAGCCCGUGGCUCGGCGGCCCCUGCGCCGAGCAAAAGGCCGGCUGGGAGCGUGUGCCGGCCGCCCCCGGCCACGGGGCCCCUUCCAGCAACGCUGACCUGGAGGACGCACAGAACUUGGUGGCCUUCUCGGCAGCCGCGGAGGCUGCCGUGUCUUCCCAGGGGACGGUGCCCCCGGUGCCCCCCUCCCUGCUGGGCACGCAGCUGUACGAGCGCUUCAACGCCGAGAUGGCACGCGGCAGCCCGGGCGAGGACCUGCCCGCCCCCCCGUCCUCCGAGGAGCUGAGUGCGCUGCGGGCGGCCCUGGCCCUGGCCAAGCACGGCGUGAAGCCGCCCAACUGCAACUGCGACGGCCCCGAGUGCCCGGACUACCUGGAGUGGCUGGAGAAGAAGAUCAGGUCGGCCAGUGCGGGCGGCCCGGGCGGCGCCCCCCAGCCGCCCCGCCAGGCUCCCCGACCCUCUCCCGACAAUGGUGCUACCCCCCUGCGGGCGCCUGCAGGGGACGAGAGGCGACCCCCCUGCCCCCUGGAGGCGCUGCCCCUCUCCCAGAGCGCGCUGAGCAUCGCGAAGGAGAAGAACAUCAGCCUGCAGACGGCCAUCGCCAUCGAGGCCCUCACACAGCUCUCGUCGGUGCUUCCAGAGCCGGCCCCGGAGGCUCCCCCCACCCCCCAGAGUCCCCCACAUGCUGCCGCAUUUGCCUCCAAGGAGCUGCCGGGCCGGUCCCCCCCAUUCCUCCCACACCCCCCGGGGGCAGUGCUCACCAUGCCCAGCCCAGAGCUGUACCAGAGCCCAGCCUCGAAGCUGCGUGUCUCCCCCGUGCCCCCGUCCCCAUCCCCCUGGCCGCAGGGGGCCAAGCUUCCGCAGGAGAGGACCCCCCCUUGCCUCGCCCACAGUAAUGGCCACCCGGAGCCUCCAGACCUGUUCCCCAAUGCCGUGCCCUCCCCGCAAAAGGCCAGCUUCCGUGAGCAGUGGGGAGAGGAAGGCAAACCGAGGAGCAGCCUGUGGGGGCUGCACGCCGGGAGCCCCCCACCCACCGUGGCCGGAGACCCCAUGGCUGAGCUGGAGCAACUGCUGGGCAUCCCAUCCGUCUUCAAGCGGCCAGGGGCAACGCCGGGCAAGGGCCGGGCUGCCAAGCCAAAGCUGGAGCAGCCCACCCCGAGAGAUGGGGGCGUGGCGCCCCCCCCCAGCCCGCAGCUCUCCCGGCUCCUGCAGGAGCCGAGCUUCCACCGGAAGACGCAGCAGGCCCUGCAGCAGCACCUGCACCACAAGCGCAGCCUCUUCCCGGACCACAGCGUGCCUCGGGGGGGCCCCCAGGAGCCGCCGCCACCUGCCUGGUGGGCUCCCGCCCCCCCGCCCCCCAGAGUGCCCGAACGGCCCGCCAAAGAGCGGAAGAGGCGGCUGCAGCCCGACAGAGCCGGCCCGGCCAAGCCGCUGCGCAAGCCAGUGCAGAUCAAGCGGGCGAAGCAGAAGGACUCGCAGCCCCUCUUCCCGCCCGCGCGGCAGAUCAUCCUGGAAGGGCUCCGCGUGGCCACCCCCCUCGAGCGCCCCGGCAGGGAUGCCUGCCCCGAGCAGCUCCUCUCGAGCGCCCCCCCGGCCGUGGCGGUGGCCAGCCCCGCGGAGCAGUCCCCACUGCAGCAGCUACUUGAACACAGAGUCCUGCCUCCCAGCACUCAGGAAAUGCGCCCCCCCAGCCCAGGGGAGGGCCACUGCCCGGAGAACCCCGCCGGCCCCCCGGCCCCCCUCAGCAGCCCCGUGCCCGGCUCCGCCCCGCGCUCGGCCGCCAUCCCGUGCAGCAGCGGGCCCGAGGAUGCGGCAGACCACCCCCUCUUCGCCCACAACCGCGUCACGGUGGACGACAAGCUGGAGGAGCUGAUCAAGCAGUUCGAAGCGGAGUUUGGGGAGAACUUCAGCUUCCAGGGCCCCGACCUCCCGGGUCCGCUGCCCCUGCCAGACGGGCCCCCGCCUGCCCCGCUGCCCUCCCCCCCGCCGCAGCCCCUGCCUUCUCUGAGCCAGCCUCCCCCGUCUCCAGGCAGCUUGGACGCGGCUCUCCGGCCGCCGGCAAGCAAGGAUUGCACAUGGCCUCCCGCAGGCCCCCCCGAUGCGGGUUUCCAGGUGGGGGCCGGGCAGCCUUCCGACAACCCCUUUGCGGCUCGGUCCCCAAAACAGAUAAAAAUCGAAUCCUCUGGUGCUAUUACCGUGGUGUCCACCACGUGCUUUUACUCGGAUGAAAACCAAAACACAGACCCUGCUUCCGUGGAAGGGACCCCCACCAAGGACCAGGGGCCGCUCAUGCCUACUCUCAGUGGAUUUUUGGAAUCGCCCUUGAAGUAUCUGGACACCCCAACCAAAAGUUUACUGGACACGCCUGCCAAACGGGCCCAGGCAGAGUUCCCGACGUGCGACUGUGUGGAACAAAUAGUGGAGAAAGACGAGGGGCCCUACUACACCCACCUGGGUUCGGGCCCCACCGUGGCGUCCAUCAGGAGGCUCAUGGAGGAGCGGUACGGCGAGAAGGGAAAGGCCAUCCGGAUCGAGAAGGUGAUCUACACGGGGAAGGAGGGCAAGAGCUCGCGGGGCUGUCCCAUCGCCAAGUGGGUGAUCCGCAGGCACAGCGCGGAGGAGAAGCUCCUGUGCCUGGUGCGGCACCGCGCCGGCCACCGCUGCCAGAACGCCGUCAUCGUCAUCCUGAUCCUGGCCUGGGAGGGCAUCCCGCGCUCCCUGGGCGACAGCCUGUACCAGGAGCUCACGGACACGCUCACCAAGUUCGGGAACCCCACCACGCGGCGCUGCGGGCUGAACGACGACCGGACGUGUGCCUGUCAAGGCAAGGACCCCAACACCUGCGGUGCCUCUUUCUCCUUCGGCUGCUCGUGGAGCAUGUACUUCAACGGGUGCAAAUACGCGCGAAGCAAAACGCCCAGGAAAUUCAGGCUUCAGGGGGACAAUCCCAAGGAGGAAGAAAUUCUCAGAAGAAGCUUCCAGGACUUGGCCACGGAGGUUGGCCCGCUGUAUAAGAGGCUGGCACCCCAGGCCUACCAAAAUCAGGUUACCAAUGAGGAUAUAGCAAUAGACUGCCGGCUGGGACUGAAGGAGGGGCGGCCCUUCUCGGGGGUGACGGCCUGCAUGGACUUCUGUGCUCACGCCCACAAGGACCAGCACAACCUGUACAACGGGUGCACCGUGGUGUGCACCUUAACAAAAGAAGACAAUCGGACCAUCGGGAAGAUCCCUGAGGACGAACAGCUGCAUGUACUUCCGCUGUACAAAAUGUCGCCCACGGAUGAGUUUGGCAGCGAGGAGAAUCAGGCUGCGAAGGUGGGCAGCGGGGCGAUCCAGGUGCUCACCUCCUUCCCCAGGGAGGUGAGGAGGCUUCCCGAACCCGCAAAGUCUUGCAGGCAGAGGCAGCUGGAAGCCCGGAAGGCUGCAGCCGAGAAGAAGAAGCUGCAGAAGGAGAAGCUGCUGACGCCCGAGAAGAUCAAGCAGGAAGCUCUGGAGAUCCCAAGCCUUUCCUCGCAGAAUGCAGACCCGGCCCUGAGGAGCGGGCUCUCCCCGCAGUCCGUCAAGCCUUCCCUUCAGGUGGAGCCUCAGAGCCAUUACAGUGCUUUCAAGUACAGCGGCAACGCCGUGGUGGAGAGCUACUCGGUGCUCGGCAGCUGCAGGCCCUCCGACCCGUACAGCAUGAGCAGCGUUUACUCGUGCCACUCCUACUAUGCACAGCCUAAUCUGCCUUCCGUGAACGGGUUGCAUUCCAAGUUCUCUCUUCCAUCCUUCGGGUAUUACGGAUUUUCCAGCAAUCACGUGUUCCAUUCCCAGUUCCUGAAUUACGGCGAUGCCGGGGGCACGCCCUGGAGCAGUGGCAGCUACGAGCGGAAGCCCGGCGUGCAAGCCUUGCCGGGCAGCCUGAGCCAUGCCUACGGUGGCGCGGAAUGUGCGGAGGCUGCGGCGCCCGCCGUGCGGAUCAAGAACCACCACGGGCGCACCUACGAGCGGGGCAGCAGGCACGCAGGGAAGCCCCUGGCCGCGCCGCAGCGGUGCAGCUCCGUCCCGGCAGAAGCCCUGUCCUUUCCGCAGAGUGCCGGCUGUUUCAGCAGCAAGCCAAUUAAACAAGAACCAGUGGACGUGGUGCCCCACGGGCGGCCUGCUCCCGGGGUGGCCCCUGUCAGUGGCCAAGCGCCGCGUCUGAACUCGGCCGACUUCUCCAGGCCGGCUGAGAACGGAGGUCCGGAGCAGCGGUGGAGUCCCCACAAGGCCCACCGGAACGAGUCCCCUGCAGACAGGACUAGCGGUGCUGAGAGUCCCUGGAACGUCUUCGCGCCCAGCGAAAACGGCAGUGUGCUCGGCGCCAGUGCCCAGAAGAGGCCCGGCCUCUUUGACUGCCGCUCCAGUGCAUCCAGGUUGCCCCAGUCCCACCUGCUGGAGAAGCAGUGGGAGCUCUUUCCUGGCGAGGGGCAGCCCCUGCCGCCAGGCCUCGACCUGCUGGGGAAGCCAUGGCCAGCCCCGUGCAAAGUCAGCAAGAGCUCUCCGGCCUUCCCGGCCAGCGCAGGCCUUCCCGAGAAUCCCUGGGGCUUCGGGCAGCUGAACCUCCCUUCCCUCAAGGAAAGCCCCAGGCUUCAGGAUGAGCUCUGGGGCUCUGUGAAAGUGGACGAGAGGAGAACUCCGACGCCGGGCACCGGGCUGCACAGCCGGCCCUGGACCUCCUUUGGCUCCCUGGCCACGGUGGCCUCGGACGCCUGCGCGGAGAAGCCGUUUGCCUCGCUGAAGGAGGAGCGUGGGGCCGUGCCCACGGGCGCCGGCCUCCACGAGCGGUCGUGGGACAGCUUCAGCCUGGACGACGGCAUGGAAGACAAGAGCGUCAAGGGGGAGGGGGAGGGGGAGGAGGAGGAGGAGGAGGAGGUGUGGUCCGACAGCGAGCACAACUUCCUGGACGAGAACAUCGGCGGGGUGGCGGUGGCCCCAGCGCACGGCUCCAUCCUCAUCGAGUGCGCGAGGCGUGAGCUGCAUGCCACCACCCCGCUGAAGAAGCCCAACCGGUGCCACCCCACCCGCAUCUCGCUCGUCUUCUACCAGCAUAAGAACCUGAACCAGCCCAACCACGGGCUCGCCCUCUGGGAAGCCAAGAUGAAGCAGCUGGCAGAGAGGGCCCGGGCGCGGCAGGAGGAGGCCGCCCGGCUGGGCCUCCGGGAGGACAUCAAGCCCUUCGGCAAGAAGCGGAAGUGGGGGGCCGGCUCGGCCACCGAGCCCCAGCACCAGGAGAAGAAGGACUCGGUCCCGACGCGGCAGGCCCUGGCCAUCCCGACCAACUCGGCGAUCACUGUGUCCUCCUAUGCCUACACCAAGGUGACCGGGCCAUACAGCCGCUGGAUAUGAGAGGACCGGGGCUCACCGUGGGCAGCUUACCUCAGAGUCCACAGCGCUGGAGAGCAGCGCUGUGUUUGGUGCUUUUUCCUAGCAGGUGUCAAUACGGAGAAAUACGGAGCCAGGCUGAGUGGCGCUUGGGGACUGAGCUGCAGACGCUUGUUGCCAUUAACCUUUUGCAGUAGGCUAAUAUUUAUAUCUCUGCAUUUUUAAUCUCUACAUCACUGAAAUGACAAGAGAAAUUUGUAGUGUGAUUUCACAAACAACUUUUAAAUUCCAUUUCAAAUGCAUAGGAAUAUUGGGUUUUUAACAAAAAAUGUUACACCUCUCAAGCAGAUAAUGUGACAAAAAGCAAAACGGGCCCAGCCCAGCAGGUAAAAAGGGCUGAUCGGAAUCUCACCUGGGAGAAUUUCUAGGAAUAUGUUGUUUUGGUCAGAGACUCCAUUGUCUUUCCACGCCGUGUGCUGGUUUCUUACAGAUUUGGUAGAUUUCUAGGGAAAGAAGGAGGUUGGUGGGGAUUUAUAUUUGGGUGGCAAGACCGAGGUAAACGCCCUUCCUGCGCAGUGGAUCUGAGCAGAGUCCAAAAGGGCCCCUGGUGGCCAUUUGUAAACCUUGUGUCCCAUAAAUCCGGGAGCCUCCAGUGGCAGGGAGCAUCUGUUCCAUGUGGAGACCCCGUGGGGUGUGGCCAGGCCUGCCUCCUACCCAGGCACUGCGAGGGCCUCAUCCAGAUCCUCCUCCGGCUCAUGAAUAUUAAGGUAAAUGUGGACGAAUGCAAGAAAAGAGAGAUCCGUUGCACACUGCUGAACGUCUGCUUAGCUAUGAGCCUGCGGACUAAGCAUUUUCCGAGCAGAUGGAAAGUACGGGGGACCAGAGGGCACUUUGUGCUCACGGGGGCAGAGCACUUUAAAGGCACGCUUUUGAACCGGCCUCAGGCAAGUGAGAAAGGAAAGGCGCACGCACGGUGCAUUGCAAACUAAGCUUUCUCUGUCAGCAAUACCAGCUUUUAUCUUGAAUGAAGCAUCUGGUGAAUCUGGUUGAAUGCAUGCAGGAAAAGAAGGCAGGGAAAGAACGGAGGAGGAGGAGGCCCUAAGGAGACAGGAGAAAACGAGCGGUGCCAUUCCCUGCUCUCUGCUCUUGGUCCCUUCUCUGCCUUAGCCAUGAAGGAGAGUCCCAGACGGAGCUACUCUGUCUUUAAGAAACCACCACGUGAAGCCUGCUGGCUACGAGCCCUUUUUAUCAUCCCUGGUGCAGAGUUCCUAGAAAGGGAGGACUUGGUAGGUCUGUUCUGUACUGUACUUGAGCCAGUACAUGCUCAUCAGGCUGAAAUGUCCACUCCCAUCCCUUGCAAAUGGGCACCGGAAUGAAAUUAGUUCAUUGUAAGUUUAUUUUACUUUCCUGAUGCCAGUUUUCAGGUGGAGGGAAUCGAAAUCAUGUAAUGAGUUACUGCAACAGCACAGCUGACCCUUUUAAAUCUUUGAAUCACUGCAUUUAAAAGCAACCUGCCCUUUCCGAUCAGCCUUGGAAAUGGUGCCCUUACACUUGACCUCGUAGGGAAGGCCUCCACGAGCAUGGAUGGGAUCCACUCACCUCCACUCCUCCUCUCCUCUCCUACCGCUUACACCACCUCAAAACCAGUCCUAGGAUCCGGUUUCCUUGGUAACUAAACGACAGUAGUGCAAGGCAUUCUCUUGCCUCGCGUAAUGCAAGAAGUUUGGGGAACGCCGGUUCUUCACCUUAUAUGAAUUUCUUAUUUUACUGGGAAAAUGUUGAGCUAAGCAAAUUCCUGCUGGACUUUACAUGUUCCCGUUGAAUCUGUUGGGAAAUCGCUGUUGGCUCUUUAGGGAUGGAAUCUUCCAGCCUGGAGGCAGCACCUUGAAAUGUCUCCAUGCCGUGGAAUCGGUGCCAUCUUCAGGUUGGUCAACGGAAACUCUUGCGACAAUAGCAAGAGUGUUUCUGCCCUUUUUUACCAUGGGUCUUUCAGUUGAAAAAAGGAGGUUUGACUCCUUCCGCAGAUCCCUGCUGGCUGUAAUCCACUUGUAUGAGUGAUUUCUCAGCAGUGCAGAAGGGCAGAAGAUCAAACCUGUUUAGAGAUCCGAACUGAUUACAAUUCCUUGGUCACCUUCUGCACUUAACAGGUGCCUUUUGAGAAAAGACGGCUUGGAAAUUAAAACUUGUACAUAGCAUUUGCUUCCUAGGGAACCUUCUCACUCUUUCUGCACUGACCGGCACGGGAGGACAGGCUCUCAUACAGCAUCCUGAGCAUUUUAUGUGGUUCUGAUUUUAAAAUGUAAAUAGAGAAAGAUUUUUUUUAAAAAAGCACUUUCACCAAGAUUUAAAAGAAAAAAGUACCCAAUAAUAACUUGAAGAGUAGUAUGUUUUAAAACAGAUUAUUGUGGGAGAAAUGUAAAUAGACAAAAUAUUUAACAUGCUUUUCCGUCCUUGAUUUUUUUGUUUUCUUUUAUUGUAUAAAGUUGCUUUUAUUUUGCAAGGAAAAUCAACAACUCAUAAUUGGUUUUGUAUUGUAUUCCUUCCCGUGAUUAUAUCACAAUUGUUAGGAACGAUUGCAAGUCAGAUUUACAGGAAAAGUUCUGAGGAUCAGAGGUUGUGGUAUCAGCCGCUCAGGGCCUGAUCCUAGGUUUUACAUUCAGGAAAGUGUUUUUUUAUGCAACCCCCCAGUCGCAAUUUGAAGGGACACAAUCCCAGGUGGUCCCUACCCGAGCACACGGGGCAGCUCUCGGAGCCCCUGGCUUCUCAGCCUUCCGGGGCCAGCGAGGGGCUACUUGCUGUGGGCAGAAGCAGCAUGGAUUCCUCAGCCUGAGGUAGUUACCGGAAAAUGCCGGCUGUAAGAUCGCGUCUCUCUCUUCGUCUAGACUUGCCUCCAUGAUGUAUUUGUUGUGCCCCAUUUGUUGUCGCAGAGGUGCUCGGAGAGCUUCGUUCAGGGGACGUGAGAGAGCACGAGGCGGUCAGCGGAUGGUUAGCAAUGUGGCAAGCAGGAAAGCGGCUGCCCCCUGGCCUGUUGCAAUCCUGUUGGGUACUGGGGGUUGCAGAACUUUCUGGUUGUGGUGCAGGUGGCCUUCGGGUGAUCCCUUUCUGAGCUAGAGAUGGGCCUGCAGGAUCUCUGGGGAAGAGACAUUUUAAAUAGACACACGUCUACAUUCCCUGUCCUGGGACCCAUAAAGAAGGGCAGCUGACUUGAAGUCGAGGUGGCAACUCCGUGGACCCUGGACUACUUCCAUAUUUGGCCUACGGGUGUUUACAGUGCUCCCCAGAACAGGGAUGGAGAAAUAGAGGGAAACGAAUUAACAGGCCAAGUCCUUCUUUUCUUUCAUUUAGGACCAAAUGGUAGUCUCCCUUCAUAUGGUGCAUGUCCAAAGGAACUUAAAACUGGAAUCACAAAUUCAUACUGAAACUCAUUGUCCAAGGCGAAGUUCUUACUUAUAUCAGGUUAGACCGGUUCUUCCAAAGCUUUGGCCUAAAAUAAUAUUUUAAAGAAUCUGUUUGUUCUCCAGUUGAUUGUGCCAGGUAUUUGCCAAUAUAAUUGGCUGACUUUGGUGCAGGUGUGGGGCAGUCCCCAUACUAUCCGAUCCUGGCAGUGUCAGUAUUAAAUCCAUUGCAAGAAUAUGUGAACACUAUCAGAGUUUGACGCAGUUUCCAUAGCACAUGGUUUAGACACCUCUCCCUUCUAAAACAAGGCUGUUAAAACUGAAAGCAAGACUCCUGACUGAUCCCUAGUAGUAUGAUUUUUAAAAUUUAUAACAAGAAGGUUGCUCACUGCAUAGAUAACCUACCUCAAACUUCAUUUGCGAAAAAAUAUCAUGCUACAGACUUCUUUAAGGAAUUCAGAUCUAUGCACAGGUUAUGACUCCACCUUUGUUGCUGGAAGUCUGUUUUAAGUUCUUCACUGGCAUGGGCAUUUUCUGCUUACACACCUGGGCAAUUAUGGUGACGGUGUUGCAGUUAAGGUAUUUGGAAUCCCGGAUGAAGCAGAAGGGUGCACAUUUACAGAUGUGUUUGUCAAGGGCAUCCUAAGGGCUUGAGUUGUCCCAGGAAUGCUAAAGCCCAUGGGCUUUGAUAAAUGCAGGUUUUACUCAUGGGGACGUGAAUAUGGCACCUUGGGCGCCUCCUUCCACUUGGAGCAGCACUGGGAAGCCAAACGAUGGUGUUCGCUUCUUGAAACAAGGCUGCAGUCACUCUGCACUCGUGACGGUGUUCAUACCUCUGAACGCCCUUGCUGGAGGCGCUGGAGAAAAGGCAGUUGGGACCCACAGCCUCCUUCUCACGCCCGCCCUUGCCUUUUGUGCUGAUAUGUCGGAGACAGAUUUUUGUAAAUGAAUAGUGCUAAGUUUCUCUAAAUGUAUUUUGGGGGGUUAGUGAUUUGAAGCGCAGUAACAACAGCAAGCAAACAAAACACAUGGUGCUAAAGUGAGAAACAGAUCAGACUUGACAAAAGGGGUGAAUUCUGUUGUAGUUGCAAAAUCCCAUUAACUUCUAUGGAAGGUUUUGGACCUGUUGAGGUCACUCUCCAAAUAGUUAAUUUGUUAUAUUUGCUUAGCUUUGGGACACACUAAUAUAUGUGUAGAAGCCUUUGCUUCGGGACACUUAACGCUCUUGCACUGAAGAAGACCUCAGCUGGGGCAUCCUCGUGCCUCUUUAUGAAAUAAAGUGCAAGACCCAAAUACUGGAGGGGAGAGGAGACGAAGGGCUCUUGGGAUGCUAACACGGUAACCAUUACAGUACCGGUUUAUCUGCGGAGGGUCCAGUUUGCUGGCGACUGUGACCAAACAGUGGCUCCUUAUUGUACCAUAAAAGUUCCCCGCCAUCUCCUUGGCUGCUCUGUGUGGUCAGUUGGUGGCUGGGGAGCUUUAAAACCAGGGCUAGAGGUCCCCACCGUCCCUCCCUAGGAGCCGGGAGCUUCCCUUUCCUCAUCCGUGACGACUGUGUCCCACGCAGAGGCAACGAGAGGGACAGAGAAGCCUGGAGGUGUGGGGUGCACAUUGUGGGCCGGAAGGCAUAACUUCGUAUCAGCCAAAAUCUUCUAAUGAAAUGGUGCUAUCUUGGAGGCUUUUAAAAAAAAACCAGUCAUAUUUCUUUUUUGACAGAUUCCAUCUUGCUAAGGUGCUACUGUAUAUGUCAAAACAGAGAACUGUACAAUUAACUGAGAAUAGGAAGUUUCAAUAUUUAAAAUGUUUGUGUUUUCUAAAGGCUCUGCUCUGUUACAACUGCAUCCUUUUGAGCUCGUUUACAUGCCUGUGGAUCCAGCUCAGAGCAGCCUCCUUGAAGGGCAGCCGUAUGCCUCCUUGGGCUGUUCCCUGGCCUUCUGCAAGUAGAGCUGCGUGGCUCAGGUGUUGACACUGAGACUUGCCUGUUCACUCGUUCGUGCCAGCCCCUCUCUUGAGGCCCCUGGGCCCUGGCAGGUUCUCAGCUGUGGAAUGAAUGAGUCGGACAAACGUGCUUUCUUCAGGCAGGUGGAAAACAAGGUACAGUGACCUGUACUCUGAAUUAACACUUGUGCCAGCUGAGCAAGUGCAUGGUGCAACAGUCUGUAACCCUGUGCAUUGGAUAUUAUUAUGCAAACCGAUGGGUGCUGAACCGACGCUUUGAGGUCGCUCCGUGACGGAGCAGCUAAUCUGCAAAAGCGAUGACGUUGUCAUCCCCUCUGGCUGGCUGGCUCGCUUGCGCGCACGCUCACUCGCUCUUCUUGUGAACCGUUUUGGCUUAGUUCUGUAGGCCCAAAACCUGCUUCUUGGGCCAUAUUUACAUCUCAGUGUGAACAGAAAGAUGCUUUCUGUAGAUUUCAGUACUGAAUGUGGGCUCAUUCUGCUGAGAGCUGGGAUUUAAUGGGGUCUGACCACAUAAGGGUUUGCUAAUCUUUCGUCUGAUCUGUCAGGCUUGUCCUGCUGCUUUUAUUACAGUGGCAGCUUCUUCUUUUGGUAUAUUGCUAUUUAUGAGUAGAUGUGUCUCCAAGUUUUACAGAAUACUUUUUGGUGCUAUUUAUUUUCCAUCUCUCCCUCUUUCUCUCCCCCACCCAACUUUUCUGGUUCAUAAAACUUGUUAUAAAUGUGUAUAGAAGCCAGGGUCUCAUCAUAUAAUAAGCUUGCUGUUAUCACAAUACAGACAAAAAUACCUCAAAAAAAAAAAACCCCAGAGUAUUGUGGCAACCUGUGAUUCAGUAAUAGCUAAUGGAAUGGACAUAGAUUAGAAAUAACACUGUACUUGACAUUGUAGAAACUGUAUGGCCUUCUUCGUUCUAUUCUUGGGCAAAGACUCAAACACUGAAAUGUUUUGAGGAAUAAAUAUAUGGAAGCUCUAAAGAGACAGUAUACGGCCUUGUCUCUGUCGGCUGGCUUCUUGAAGUACCUCAGAGCACAUUAUGGCCCAUAGGAGAAUGCAGUUUUAGGAAUAACCGGUAGCCAAAUAGUAGUUUUGGCAUGUGUUCUUUUAAAUCUGCCACAACAGAUGCAUUUGAGCAGAAGGUUCCUCCUCUGCUACAGAGCUUAAGCAUGUUUCCAAGGGAGUUCUGCUGACACAGACCCCGCUUUAAGAACGAAGCCAGAGCAAAAAGCAGCAGGGGCCCGGCUCAGAGACGCGGCCAGCCGGAUGCCCAUGCUGGCGACUGAAGUGCAGGUGCUCAGCCUUGCCCCACACGACUGCUGCCCAGGAGCACCCUGGGGAGCCGGCCCCCGCCAGCCCCUCGGGAUGGGGCGGCCCUUGCGCUGUGCCACUCCUUUAAUAUCCGGGACCUUCAUUGCUGCAUGGCAGAUGGCAAAUGUGGCGGCGGCCGGCAAAGGGCACGUGCUCCUGUAUUCGUUUCCUUGCGCAAGCGACCACGCUGUGGCGAGCAGGGAGCAUUUUGCUCACACAAGGAAUAUUCUGUGGUCAAGGCCUACAUUUUUGUAUUUUUGUUUUUCUCCCCCCCCCCCCCCCCCACCCCACCAUUUGCCUAAGAAUAGUAAAGCAAUUCGGCCAAAUUCUGCUUUAAUAUCAGGGAUCUUUUCUUUUGUGGCAUAUGUUUUGUUUUGUUUUUUGCCAUCCUUUUCUGUUUUCCGUUUUUAAGCACCCAUUCUUUGGGGUUUACUCGCUGAUGUCCAGUCUUUGGGAAACGUGUGGCGUCUCGCUGGCAUUUGGCAUUUUAUGCAUUUUUGUGUGUAAAACCAAUUAUAGGUAUAACGCUGUCUUUUAAAUGCUUUUUUAAUUUAAGAGAAAUGAGGGAAAGCAGGUUGAUUUGGCAGGCUAAUUCAGCUCCGUCGACAGAAGGCUGUAACUUUUCCAUGUAUUUGGUUUCUUGUCUCCUCAAACUCACAUUGGAAAAUGAGACCCUCCAGGGGAGGUGACUUUGGGACCACACUUGAAGUUCCUGGUUGACUGUGGCUACUUGAAAUGAAGUUUUAUCUGGGGUUGGUUGACAAAUGGUAGAUUUACAAUGUCUCAAGGCAAUAGGACUUGUGUAUUAAACUGUAGAUAUCCUUAGUACAGUAAAUUUAUGCUGAUAAUUUUAUUUUGUAUAAUUUCCUCUGUACUUUUUCUUUCACACUUUUACCCCCUCUGGUGUCUCAGCAAAUUUAUUUUUAGGAUGCCUGAAAGUAUGGAUCCUUCUUUUUUAUUUGUAUUUUAUUAUGUUACACAACCGAUUGGUUUGUGAAAUGUAUUAUUCCUGAUAUCUUUAAACUAUUGUGGGUGUUUUAAUAAAUUUUAUAUUUAUUUUUUGCACUCAAA
Varanus komodoensis (Komodo dragon) is the source of this 13333-nucleotide messenger RNA. RefSeq names its product tet methylcytosine dioxygenase 3 (gene TET3). The record is from RefSeq and is a predicted model, not a curated record. Gene Ontology annotation, molecular function: DNA 5-methylcytosine dioxygenase activity. Gene Ontology annotation, cellular component: nucleus. NCBI's taxonomy places the organism in Eukaryota, Metazoa, Chordata, Lepidosauria, Squamata, Varanidae. Gene Ontology annotation, biological process: positive regulation of transcription by RNA polymerase II; oxidative demethylation.